AUGGCGGCUUCGUUGCACGCACACGGUGUCAAAUUUUCGAGUCACAGAUUCAUGAACCGGCUCGGAUUCUCGAAUUCCGUUGCUUCGCCUUCUAGAUUGUUCUGUGAGAAAAUUGGUGAUUCUUCUAGGAGGAGAGCGGCAACGAUGAAGCUAGUAAAAGUCGGUGCCAAGAAUGGAGGAGGAGUGCAGGCUGUGCUUAAAGAAAACGUGAUAGGGAAGCAAUUUGUUGGUGGAAAUGCGGAGGGUUUCACGUGUGUGAUGAAGUUCGGUGGAUCGUCCGUGGCGUCGGCGGAGAGGAUGAGAGAGAUCGCCACUCUUAUUCUCAGUUUUCCCGAGGAACGGCCCGUCGUUGUUCUCUCUGCUAUAGGAAAAACUACUAACAAACUGCUUGUGGCCGGAGAGAAGGCUGUCAGUUGUGGCGUCUCUAAUGCUUCGGAAAUCGAGGAAUUGGGAUCUGUAAAGGAGCUGCAUCUUAGGACGGUAGAAGAACUUGGUGUUGAUCGCUCUGUGGUCUCUGCUCUCUUGGAAGAACUAGAGCAACUUCUGAAAGGAAUAGCUAUGAUGAAAGAGUUAACACCUCGCACGAAAGACUACUUGGUUUCAUUUGGCGAGUGCAUGUCCACGAGAAUCUUUGCUGCUUAUCUGAAUAAAAUCGGUAUUAAGGCACGCCAAUACGAUGCAUUUGAUGUUGGUUUUAUAACCACAGACGAUUUCACGAAUGCAGACAUCUUGGAAGCAACUUACCCAGCUGUUGCCAAGAGAUUACAUGGUGAUUGGGUUAAGGAUCCUGCAAUUCCCGUUGUUACCGGCUUCCUUGGGAAGGGCUGGAAAUCUUGUGCGGUUACCACCUUGGGUAGGGGCGGUAGUGAUUUGACAGCUACAACCAUUGGCAAAGCUUUAGGCUUGCAGGAAAUUCAGGUGUGGAAAGAUGUUGAUGGCGUCUUGACCUGUGACCCUACCAUUUAUCCACGUGCUGAACCUGUACCUUAUUUGACAUUUGACGAGGCAGAGGAGCUUGCAUGCUUUGGUGCUCAGGUACUACACCCACAAUCCAUGAGACCAGCCAGAGAGGUUGAUAUCCCUGUUAGGGUCAAGAAUUCAUACAACCCUCAAGCUCCCGGCACCCUCAUUACUAAAACAAGAGAUAUGAGCAAGGCUGAGCUGACCAGCAUAGUUUUAAAGCAGAAUGUUACCAUGGUGGAUAUAGUCAGUACCCGCAUGCUCGGUCAAGUUGGCUUCCUUGCAAAGGUGUUCUCAAUAUUCGAAGGUUUGGGCAUAUCUGUGGACGCUGUUGCUACUAGUGAAGUUAGUGUAUCUUUGACAUUAGAUCCUUCUAAACUUUGGAGCAGAGAACUGAUCCAGCAGGCAAGUGAACUUGAACGUGUAGUGGAAGAGCUUGAGAAAGUUGCAGAGGUGAAUCUCCUGCAACACAGAUCAAUCAUCUCUCUCAUUGGCAAUGUUCAGCGUUCCUCGUUGAUGCUGGAGAAGGUAUUUCGUGUUCUACAAAGCAAUGGAGUUAAUGUUCAGAUGAUAUCACAAGGGGCAUCAAAGGUGAAUAUUUCAUUGAUAGUAAAUGACAGUGAAGCUGAACAAUGUGUGAAGGCACUUCACCGCUACUUUUUCGAGAGCGAUGGUGCUGUGCAUCUGAACCGAUUAUUGGAUGGUGAAUACAGGAAUGGCUCAGCUCUGCCAUUGCCGGUAGAAAAGCAUUGA
Messenger RNA from Juglans regia (Persian walnut), 1713 nucleotides. Its product is annotated as aspartokinase 2, chloroplastic-like. NCBI's taxonomy places the organism in Eukaryota, Viridiplantae, Streptophyta, Magnoliopsida, Fagales, Juglandaceae. The transcript is spliced from 13 exons. The coding region runs from base 1 to 1713 and encodes 570 amino acids. Gene Ontology annotation, biological process: amino acid biosynthetic process. The record is from RefSeq and is a predicted model, not a curated record. Gene Ontology annotation, cellular component: chloroplast stroma. Gene Ontology annotation, molecular function: aspartate kinase activity.